Rana temporaria (common frog) is the source of this 2192-nucleotide messenger RNA. It is a transcript of the gene BBS12, whose product is annotated as Bardet-Biedl syndrome 12. Gene Ontology annotation, molecular function: ATP binding. The coding region runs from base 153 to 2129 and encodes 658 amino acids. The transcript has 2 exons. The record is from RefSeq and is a predicted model, not a curated record. NCBI's taxonomy places the organism in Eukaryota, Metazoa, Chordata, Amphibia, Anura, Ranidae. Gene Ontology annotation, biological process: chaperone-mediated protein complex assembly; photoreceptor cell maintenance.
UGCUCAAGCGUGUGUUAGGUUUAGGCUGACCCCUCCCCUUUGCUGGCAGGCUGUGGGCGGAGCGUGGUCGGAGCAUGGCGGAAGCAGUUGGGAUGAGUGGAUUGGAGAGUGUGAUUGAUCAGGUUUAGGUUGCAAAGCAUACAGUGGCUACUAUGGCAAUCGGAGCUCACAUUGGACUUAAAGAGUUAUGUGACCUAUCAUCUUCAGUAAAGUCCUUCCUUGGACCUCUUAAAUCACACAAGUUCAUUUAUGACCAGGAUACCCAAGAGAGUUCUCUAACUUGCUCAGCAUUUCGACUUCUGGGGAAUCUACACUUAACAGGUGCAGUUGGUCAACUUCUUCAUGAAACUAUUCAAGCCCACCAUAAGACCUACAAAACCGGUACAACAUCCUUGUUUUUCCUCGUUGGAGCUUGGAGUAAAGCUGUGUUGGAAGGUCUUCAUCAAGGAGUUCCUGUUGCGCUGAUUGUUUCAAUAAUGCAAGAAGGACUUAACUCUUGUAUUGAAAUAGUUGAAUCUUUACACAUAGAACAUGAGUGUGUACUUAACCUAAAUUCAAGCAACCAGAUACUUGCAAGAGAUAUAAGCGAUGCUUGUAGCAAAAAUCGCUCGGUUUCCUGCAUAGAUCAACCUGUUGCUACAUCUGGUUUUUAUCAUUCAAAUAACCUGCCUAAAAACAGGAUGCAAAUGCAAUUUCCUCAAAGAGGAGGUAUAGGAGGCCAGGCUCGCCAGAUGAAUAGGCUCUCUCAUAGCAGACACUUCUCCGUCUCAAACAAAAGCUGUUUUCACAGUUCAGGAUCAACACUUCCCACCAAUAAUCACACUUUAAUGGAUUUGACACGAUCUUUAAGUCAUGGAAGUUUAGAAGCCAUGAGUCUUGUGGAAGAGGCAGUUCGUCAUCUCUGUGAAAGUGUGGAGACCAAGUCUGUCACUAAAGAUCUCUUUCGGGCAUCGAGGCUUGAACUUUGUUUUUUAAAAGGUCAAUCGGAGGCGUUCUCAAAUGCUUCCUUGGGGUACACUACUUUACUGGCUGCAGAAAAUUGUGCUUUGGUCAAAGGCUUAGAAGGCAAAUCUUUGAAGGCCCUUCUUGUGGAUGGAGAAGUGGCUGAGAAUUAUCGACAUGUAGGUUUCAUCAAGGCAACAAAUGUAAGGGCAAUCGCUGAGUUUAAAAGUGAGAAAAGUGAUCUCUCAUGGAUAAACACUGUCUGUAAGAGAAUUAUUCAUGCCGGUAUUGAUAUCAUUUUAGUAAGAGGUGAUGUCUGUCAACAGUUUAUGAUCGAGUGCAGUUGUCGAGGUAUUCUAGUCAUCCCUCGUGUACGACAAAAUGUCCUGCAGGCAUUCAGUGAAUGCACAGGAGCAGAACUUGUGACCUACCUAGCACAGAUUAAUUGCAACAGCAUAGGCUGCCAUGUGUACGUAAGUGUAUGCAUGAGGGGGGAUUCCAUUUUACAAUGCGGUCAAAGGAUUGCCGUUAACCUCAAGGCAAAAGGUUUGAAUUUUGUCACAGCGGUUAUAAGUUGCAGAUGGUCGGCAAAAGAGCAAUUACUAGAAGAUGAGUUUUGGGCCUGCGCUUAUAGAUUACAUCACGCCCUUUAUGACCAAAAAGUGUUUCCUGGUGGAGGUGCCGUUGAACUCUUGUGUCUCCACCAUCUUAGAAAACUUGAGGAAAUGGCUGGAACUUUCAGUCCAGAGAGUAAAGGAUCUUAUCCCUCAUCAUGGCUUUCUACUACUGCCAUACAUUCUAAAGGUUAUAUAUACAAGUGCCUUGCUGAUGGUUUCUGUAAAUACCUCUCUGUUCUUUUCUAUAACAUGGGGGAAUGCUCUUCAGAGCUGGAAGCAAUGACUUUCAUUAAUAAUGAACUAAAGAACAUUAGAGAUUUUUCUUCUCCCUCUUCGUAUAUUUUGAACAAGUAUGUCAGAAACCUUGUUUCAGUUGAUGGUCAAGAACUUUCCUCAUCAUAUAGACCCACAGUGUAUGAUAAUGUGAUCCCGAAGCUGGAAGCAUGGCGUAGAGCCCUGCAUUUGGUUCUCAUUGUUCUUCAGUCGGAUGCGGAGAUCAUCACGGGGUCAGCUGCACACAAACAGACACUAAAAGGAGACUUUAUAACUGGAGAGCAUCUUGCUCUGUAAUGUUUGUCAAGUUUAAAGUGAUUGUAAAGGUUACAUUUUUUUUCUUUUUUAAAUAACAAACAU